AGAAGGAAAAUGUGCGUUAGCGUGUGGACUGAGGGAAGCCCCUAGUUAGCCAAGAGUGGAAAACAUGGAUGAUGAGGAGGUCGCCGAGAGUUGGGAAGAGGCCGCCGAUAGCGGGGAAAUGGAAAGGAGACUAGAGGAAAAGCUUCGAAUCAGUCAGAAAGAAAGACUUUCAAGUGGCAGUUCAAGCCGUUCUCCGAUGAGGACAGCGAUCGUAAUCCAGGAUGACUCCCUCCCCGCAGCACCCCCUCCUCAGAUUCGUAUUUUAAAGCGACCCUCCAGUAAUGGAUCUUUAGGAUCAUCUGUGACGCAGACUCGACCCUCCCCACAAGUAAAAUCCUUAGCUCAGCGAGAGGCAGAAUACGCAGAGGCCAGGAAGAGAAUCCUUGGUAGUGCUACUCCUGAUGACGCACCACAGGAGAGAUCCAAUUCAGACCGGUAAAAUACUGACACACUC
Messenger RNA from Puntigrus tetrazona (Sumatra barb), 454 nucleotides. Its product is annotated as SUZ domain-containing protein 1-like. Bases 65 to 439 code for a protein of 124 amino acids. The record is from RefSeq and is a predicted model, not a curated record. NCBI's taxonomy places the organism in Eukaryota, Metazoa, Chordata, Actinopteri, Cypriniformes, Cyprinidae. The transcript is spliced from 3 exons.